Messenger RNA from Corylus avellana, 1437 nucleotides. It is a transcript of the gene PNSB2, whose product is annotated as NDH-dependent cyclic electron flow 1. Gene Ontology annotation, cellular component: cytoplasm. NCBI's taxonomy places the organism in Eukaryota, Viridiplantae, Streptophyta, Magnoliopsida, Fagales, Betulaceae. Gene Ontology annotation, molecular function: carbohydrate binding; glucose-6-phosphate 1-epimerase activity. Gene Ontology annotation, biological process: carbohydrate metabolic process. The record is from RefSeq and is a predicted model, not a curated record.
UAGUCAGUGGUGUGUGUCAUGUGUGGAAGCUGUUAAAAGAGUUUCUUUCUUCUUCCCCAUGGCUUCUCUUCUUCCCUUCUCUCUCCCAAAACCAAACGUAAUAAGGGCCACUUCAUCUCCUGCAACCACCCUUUCCGUACCAGAGACUCUUGAUGAGAAAUUUGGCCGGAAAGGCAUCAAGUUCUUGGAGUCCAACAAUGUUCCAUUUGUGGAGCUGACAGUUCGAAAUGGCAGCUCCACAAGGCUUCGAAUACCCGAUGCCCAUGUCACUUCAUACAAGCCCAAAGUCUACUGGAAAGAUGAUGGCUUUGAGGAGGUUUUAUAUACAAUUCCAGCCGGAGGAGCAGAUUCUACCAAAGCCAAGGGUGGGAUAGGCUUGGUCAUCAAUGAUCUUUCGGACCCUGGUUCUAAAGGGAAACCACUUCUCUCAACUUCUGAAUGGACUGUAAAAGAUGUUGAUUCCGAUGCAAUUGAUGCUCUUCAGGUUGAGUUGAGCUGUACUUGUGGAACACUUGAUAUUACUUAUGUUGUCUCACUGUAUCCACUAAGCAUGGCAACAGCUGUUAUUGUGAAGAACAAUGGGCGCAAGGCAGUGACUUUAACCAAUGCUAUACUGAGCCAUUUCAGAUUUAAAAAACGAAGUGGAGCAGCCAUUCAAGGUCUUCAAACCUGUUCUUACUGCUCACACCCUCCUCUGUCUUCCCCUUUUGAAAUUUUAUCACCUGCUGAAGCAAUGAAAACUGAAUCUCCCGGAUGGUUCUCUUUUGGCUCUGAGGCUGAAGAUAAACCGGGGUCUUGGACUCAACAAGAUGUGCCUUUCACCAUUUUGAAAAACAAGCUCAGCCGAGUUUAUGCUGCCCCUCCUGAAGAGAGAUUGAAGGCAUUUUAUAACACCCCACCUUCAAAAUAUGAAACACUUGAUCAGGGACGUGAGCUGUUCUUCAGGGUGAUACGGAUGGGUUUUGAAGACAUAUAUUUGUCCAGCCCAGGUUCCUUGUCAGAGAAGUAUGGGAAGGAAUACUUCAUCUGCACUGGCCCUGCUUCAAUGCUAGUGCCUGUGAUUGUGAAACCCGGUGAAGAUUGGAGGGGGGCACAGGUUAUUGAGCAUGAUAAUUUGUAAUACCAACUUUCAAAGAAUUUUGAGCAGUUUUCCUUUACAAAAAUUCCCUUGCUAAUUGCAAAGUUGUAUCCAAACCCAACUAAGUUCCUCACUUCGAUCUUGUGCUUGUAAAUACCAAGUUAAGGUUCUGUGCUGAUUGUAUAAUAUGGGAAAUAAACUUGGAGAAGGCACUACUACAUUGAUCAAUUUAUAGAAUGCUUUAAAUGUAAAUUAGUUUUUGUUGGUCAAAUAGCCCCCCCUUCAAAUCCACUCUUGUAUAAGAGGUACUUGAUGAAAAUCAAUAAGAGGGCGAGGUGAUCCCUCACAUUUACAGUUCA